Messenger RNA from Colletotrichum acutatum, 1028 nucleotides. RefSeq lists its product as uncharacterized. The record is from RefSeq and is a predicted model, not a curated record. The transcript has a single exon. The coding region runs from base 224 to 844 and encodes 206 amino acids. Lineage: Eukaryota; Fungi; Ascomycota; Sordariomycetes; Glomerellales; Glomerellaceae.
UCCCGUGAGACGAUAGGUUUUGAGCUACGAUACGCCAACCUCCUCCUCAUCCUCCUCCAUCCAUCCAUCACCCCUUCUCGUCUUCGUACAGAAGAGGGGGUUCGCUUAGGUUGAGCAGCGGGACAACGCGCGGAGAGAUGGGGUACUAUCUCGGCAGCGUAGCACCGUAUCUCCUUCCGACGGACGAUGCCCAUGCAAGACGGCCGAUGAGGAUGAAUUCUCGAUGUUAACUGUAGGCAUUGUGGACACAUUCCCUAGCAACGGUGUCGCGCGCAUAGUGCAUAAUUGUGCAAAGGAAAGCACCGAGUACCCUACUCUGAAGAUGCUGGACGCCGAGCUGGAGGAAAAUGGCUUCUGGCAAACACUGCGUGUCUUGGGGCUUGGGAGUCUUAGUUCCUAUCAAAAAGUGAAGAAGCGAAGACGCGAGAUACCCUUUACUCGCAUACGAAUGCCAACUUACGUUCCCUCCACGUUCGACGUCCUACACCUUCAACUAGCGUCUGCCCUACAGAAAGUUAAACCAAGUCUUGUGGUCUUGACAGACGCAGUGACAGUAGCCAAAAGGAAAGAACCCGCCCGCCCUGGUAGAGCUGGGAGCUGGGAGGGGCGGGCGUGCGUGCUGGCGGAUGGAAAAUGGGCUCAGAGCAAUUACGGUGAUACCGAACCGUCUUGGAUUCCCCACUGCAAAAAGGUCCUCCAAGACAGACCAGACUGUGAGACCCAAGCUGGAGAAAACGGGGACCCUUGGGCUGAGGAUCGAAAAAAAGGCUGGCAGAUCGACAGGGUACGUGUCUUGGCGCACAGCCCAAGGGAUCGAGAGUUUGCGCGUGUCAUCAGAGUCUAGCCCCUUUCAGGCACAAUCUCGUCUCUCAGUAACUAACGUCCAUGUGGUUAUGUCGGUGCUGCCGUCUCCUCGGUUGUGGAUCGUGGGAGUAUGGAGCCGGGAGGGAGGGCUCUCCGUCUCUUGCUACUGUUAGUUGCAUAGACGGGAGAUGAGGGCGGGGAGAGGCUCUCUUGGACGGGGUAAA